AUGUACGAGGACUCGUGGUACAACUCGAUACUAGACUUCCAACAACCACAGGCACAGCAGCACAAGAGGGUCCCGUCCCAAAGCUACGCCCACCGCCGCAGGAGCAGCACCCUGCUGCAGCAGCCAAAUGGAACGAACGCGCCGAAUGGGGGAGUAGAAGACCUCGAAGAGCUGUUGGAAGAGGAGGAUGACGACUCCCCUCCCGAGGCAGACCUGGCACGACGUGCCCAGUCCUUCUCCGAUUUCCAUGCCAUCGUUCGCGCCGGGCUCAGGGAGGAUGUCCCCCAGAAGAGGCGGAGGAGGAGGACGAGAAGGAAAGAGGACAAGAGCUUGGAUGCGUUGGCGUUGCCUGGGAUCGAAAAUGUCAUAGACGAGGACGACGACGUCCUGCUGGACGCAUACCAAGAUGAACUGCUGGACGCUGGCCAGCAGGAAUACACGCUGUACGGAGAGCAGCUCUCGAUGACGGAGAGACAUCUCGACACGUUGAUACAAGACACGAACAGCGCUCUGGAGCUGCUUGCCUCUCUGUCGGAAUCUUUCCGCGGCGUGGAGGAGCAGACAACAUCCUUCCAGGCCCAAUGCGAGGACCUGCUAUCUGAGCAGCGGCGUUUGCAGAAGCUGGCUGACGAGGUUGGGACAGACCUGCACUACUACGCCUACAUCGACAACGUUAGCCGGCGAUUGAACGCUCCUGGAGCAGGCCGCUUGGUGGAGGACGAGUCGUUCGGGGAGGUGCUGGAGAAUCUGGACGCCUGCAUCGCGUUCAUGGAGAAGCACCCUUCAUACCGGGACUCCGAGUCGUACCUGGCGCGAUACCAGUCUCUACUAACAAAGGCUCUGCACUUGCUAGAAGUCGGCCUUGAAGCCCGGCUGGAGAGAGUAUCGUCCGAUAUAUCAAGGCAGAUUGCUGCGACGCAGUCCGAAUCAGCCCGGCACGCCCUUGCCUACGGCCGGUUCGAGGAGAUGAUGCUCGAGGAUACGUAUUUUCUGAUCCCGAACGUGCAGAAGGUUGUACAUCAGGCAUAUGACCCAGCUGGCAACGCUCUCUCUGGCACGAACUCCGAGAUAUAUUCCAACACCGCAAACAACAUCUUCCAGGCAUACAUUGCGGCCCGCGACCGCGACCUCAGGCCUAUCAUCCAGCAUGACCUGGACACUUUCAAGAAAGAGGCCAAGGACGCCUCGGUCGAGACCGCGUCGAGGAACUAUGUCAAGCAAUGCUUCGAGAGGUCUUAUAACGAAGCAAUGCUCUUCGCAAAGAUCUUUGCUGUCGAGCCUCACUACAGCACGGACCCCACAUCUGCCUUUGUGACGCUCAAGUCGCACCAGAGGGUUAUGGUCAACGCGACCAACGUUGUCCCCAUAGCGAACAGCUUGCAAUCGGCACUACAGGGGGCGGAAUUGCAGACCAUCUGUAAUAUUCUCGGGUGGAUCACCAACGAAUAUCUUGUCUCGGACUACGAAGAGGAGGAGUCUGCCUUUUCAAGACACUGCCAGGAGCUCGCGGCGCGCUUGCUGGCAGAGCACCUGUGGCUGUUCACAGAUGCUGCCUUUGAGGCGGAGAUCGGCAAGUCUAUAACCAAGGUUACCGUUCUGCCCGAUGCGCUGAAGAUUGGCCCGGUGGUUGACGGAGUCGCAUCGUCGAACGCAUACCCACCAGUGAAGCGAGCCCUAGAGCUGUUGGUCAUGUUCGAUCAGUCCAUGCCGAAGGAGCGAUGCCAACGCAAUAGCCCAGUGGUGUUCAAGAUCGUGAAAGAGACGAUUCAAGUCCUUCAACGCGCCGAGGCUCGCAUCAAGACCACCAAGGCCGGGACGGACCCGGACCUGUUCAUGAUCAAGAACCUGCUGAUACUCAAGAACGAGCUUGUCUCCCUCGAGAUAGGCGACGUGCGCAACCAGGACCCGGGGAUGCAGUACUUCUCCCACAUAUGGAACAACAUUACUCCCCAGAACCUCGUCGGCUACGUCAGCAGCUUCAUCCCCGGCGCGGCGUCGUUCCUGUCAUCCCGCGUGGGCGGCGCCGCCGCGGCCGCCAUCGCGCAGGCACCAACCAACCCCGCCGCGGACAGCGGGGACGCGAGCGAGCAGCUGGACGACCUGCUCCGGCGGGCGAUCGGCGCCUUCACGCACCGCUGGGCCGUGCUGCUCGACGACUCGCGCGCCAGGAAGACGGGCGGGAAGAACCUGGCCAAGGUGGAGAGGGACCUCGGGGAGAUGCUGCAGACGGCGUUCAGCAACCAGCCCGAGGUGGUGGGGAAGCUGAACGAGGCUAUUCAGUUGCAUGUGCAGUCGUUCAAGAAGUAG
Molecule: messenger RNA, 2307 nt
Organism: Diaporthe citri
Lineage: Eukaryota; Fungi; Ascomycota; Sordariomycetes; Diaporthales; Diaporthaceae
Exons: 2
Coding region: 1-2307 (768 amino acids)
Biological process (GO): intra-Golgi vesicle-mediated transport; cytoplasm to vacuole targeting by the Cvt pathway; autophagy
Cellular component (GO): cis-Golgi network; membrane; COG complex
Source: RefSeq, a predicted model, not a curated record